AUGAAUUGUCUAUUUUGGAAUUGUCAAGGGCUUGGGGGUCCUUUGAUAAUUCAUACAUUCGGAGAGAUUCUCCGAGUACACAACCCUCAGGUGGUGUUUCUCUCCGAAACCAGAGCGACACCACAGUUGAUUGAUAGGUUAAAACAACGGUGGAAUCUAUUUGGGUUUGCUGGCGAUCGUACGACCAAUGGCGGGGGGUUAGCAUUACUCUGGAGCAAAGAUGUGGCAGUUGAUUUGAGAGCAUAUUCGCAGAAUUUCAUUGACGUGACGGUGGAAUGCCUUGUGAGUUUUCAAAAAUGGAGGUUAACCGGCUUCUAUGGUUUUCCGGAGAAGCAAGGCAAACGUCUGUCGUGGGAACUUCUUCGCACACUGGGAGGGCAAUACCAGUUACCAUGGAUUGUGGGGGGUGAUUUUAACGAGAUUCUUCAUGCAUCCGAGAAGAUGGGAGGACCAGCUCGUGAGCCUCAUUCCAUGGAGAUUUUUAGGGAAGCUCUUGACGAUUGCGGGCUUUCGAACAUUGGAUGGGAGGGCAAACAGUUUACCUGGACCAACAAUCGCGAACAUCCGCAUACUGUUCGGAGCCGUCUGGAUAGAGUUUGUGUGAACGGGUCGUGGGCGGGUCUUUUUCCCCAUGCAGUAGUCCGACAUCUUGAUCACACUGGAUCAGACCACUCGCCAAUCUUAUUGAUUCCACAAGGGAUGGAGCCUAGAACAAGACCUGGGAGGAAGAGGCCCUUCCGUUUCGAGGCAAUGUGGGCAAGUAGGAGUGACUGCGAGGAGAUUGUUCAGCGAGCGUGGGAAUCAGGGCAGGGGUCAGAUGAGGUGUUAACGCUAUUGCAGCGUACUACGGAUUGUAGGAUGGCUUUGAUGCAAUGGAGCAAGGCUGUGGUCAGGGCUCCCGACAACGAGAUUAAAGAAAUCAUCCAAAGAAUUAAUGAAUUGCGUGACAUGCGACAAACGGCGACUACUAGGGCUGAAUAUCGCGAACUUCAAGGUGAGUUGGAGAAAUUGAUGGGGGACCGUGACAUGUACUGGAGGCAAAGAAGUAAGGCUCAGUGGGUGAGAGACGGGGAUAGAAAUACUAAAUUUUUCCACGCCCGAGCGACGAGCAGGAAAAAACAAAAUCGGGUGGACAAGAUCCGCGACCAGUUCGGUAAUUGGCAGAGUUCUGAGGCAGGAAUUGAGAGGGUUAUUCAACAAUAUUUUGACCAUAUUUUCAGCUCUUCUAAUCCGUCGGAAUUUGAGAUGGAUGAGAUCUUAAAUGAACCUGAGCCAAGAGUGGGGAGCGAGGCGAACCAAAGGCUGUCUCUGCCAUUUACGGCAUUGGAGGGUGAUCCUCUUUCGCCCUAUCUCUUUUUAUUUUGUGCAGAGGUGCUCAUCUUUAUGAUACAUGAGGAGGUAGCAAGGGGCGAACUUCAUGGAGUUAAGGUGGCCCCGAUGGCGCCGGUUAUCACCAACUUAUGCUUCGCAGAUGAUACUCUUAUCUUCUGCCGAGCAUCGGAAGGAGAUGCCAAAAGUUUGAAGAGUGUGCUCAGGCGCUUCGCUGGGAUAUCCGGGCUUGAAAUUAACCAAGAGAAGACACACAUGAAUUUUAGCCAACAAUCCCCGUUGGAGCAGAAGGAUCGUAUGCAGCAGAUUCUAGGAUUCCAGGUAAUUGAAAAGCACGACAAAUAUUUGGGUAUGCCUGCUUCGCUGGGGCGAACCCGGAAAGAGGUCUUUGCAUAUCUUAGGGAACGACUUUGGAGCCGAAUUAAAGGUUGGGGGGGAAAACAUUUAUCGCAGGCUGGUAAAGAGGUACUCAUUAAAGCGGUGUUGCAAGCAAUUUCGGCGUUCAUCAUGAGCUGCUUUAUGCUUCCGGCAGGGCUCUUAUCAGACCUUGAGGCGGCCAUUAGAAGAUUCUGGUGGGGUAAUGGAGUGGGAAAGAGGAUGAAUUGGAUUGCAUGGGACAAAAUGUGCCGCAGCAAGAGGGACGGGGGGAUGGGCCUUCGGCAACUUGGCGGAGCUUCUUGCUUGCUCGUGAUGGUUUUAUUCAGGGACUUCGUCGGAAUUGGCAACGGACGGGAUACCUCUAUUUGGGGGGAGGCAUGGCUCAGAGAGGAUGGUAACUCGCGAAUCAUUACCAAACGGCCGAUGACGACACAUUUUCCAGAUCGGGUCUGGGAUUUGCUGGACCAUACUACCAUGCAGUGGAAUGUGGGGUUGAUUAUGCAGACCUUCUGGCCAGUUGACCAUGAAAGAAUUCUCUACUCCGGUGGGGAAUCCAGGGCAGCAGGGGGGGGCAGUGGGGACGAUCCUGGAAAGCGGUGGAAACUCCUGUGGGAACUUCGAAUCCCACCAAAGGUGCGGGUGUUUUGGUGGCGAGCAUGCUCCGAUAUUAUUCCAACUGCAGCUACGUUAUUCAGACGGAGGAUCGCAUCGUCGCCGUCUUGUUUCCGCUGUGGGGAACGGGUGGAAAUAUUCAUACAUGCGGUACAUGGAUGUGCGGGAAGUCGACAGGUUUGGAGUGGAGAUGUAUUUAAAUUACGCCCGAUCGCGGAUUCUUGCUCGACGUGGCAAUGGUUCAAUCAUUUGAGUGAGAUGCUGGGAAAGGACAAACUGGAGAUGGCUACCAUUGUUACGUGGAAACUUUGGGAAAUUCGCAAUCGGAAAUUACAUGGUGAGUUAGCUAUGAAUUUUUCGGAGGUGCUGAGUUGGUGCGACAAUUUCUUGGCCGUGUAUCGGCAACAAUUACAACCUUCUCCCCUGUCAAGUUGUGUAGAACGUACGGAGGCUUGGAUUCCACCGCCGCCAGGCUCACAUAAGGUAAAUUUCGACGCGGCCUUUCCGGUAGGUUCAGACUUUUAUCGCAUUGCUGCUGUGGCUCGUGACUCUCAAGGAAUGUGCAUUAAAUGGGUGACAAAGCGCAUUAGGGGCAGACCUAGCGUGGCCGAUGGUGAGGCGCACGCAGCCAUGCUUGCGGCAGAAUUGGCAGCACGGCACACAUGGCGCUCGGUCAUCUUGGAAGGGGACUGCAAGACGAUCAUAGACGCAGCUAACGAGGGCGACUUCCACACAUAUUCCUUCGGCGCCUACUUGGAAGGAAUCUUCAAUCUGUUAACAUCUGUUUCGCAUUUAAAAUUUCAAUUUGUUCAACGUUCUUGUAACCGUCUAGCUCAUUAUUUAGCUUCCUUUGAUUCUUUUGACUGUUAUGAGGGUGACACUUUACCUCCGCAUUUAGCCGGUUUGGCAUAUUGA
Erythranthe guttata (spotted monkey flower) is the source of this 3234-nucleotide messenger RNA. The record is from RefSeq and is a predicted model, not a curated record. Lineage: Eukaryota; Viridiplantae; Streptophyta; Magnoliopsida; Lamiales; Phrymaceae.